Molecule: messenger RNA, 2088 nt
Organism: Ipomoea nil (Japanese morning glory)
Lineage: Eukaryota; Viridiplantae; Streptophyta; Magnoliopsida; Solanales; Convolvulaceae
Exons: 3
Coding region: 1-2088 (695 amino acids)
Source: RefSeq, a predicted model, not a curated record
AUGGCUAAGGCUUAUGACCGGGUAUCAUGGUUUUUCUUGACUUCGGUGAUGCGCCGCCUGGGUUUCUGUGAGGUCUGGAUAGAUAUGGUGUUCCGGGCCGUGUCUAACGUGUGGUAUUCAGUGAUUGUGAAUGGAGUCAAAGAGGGCUUUUUCACGUCUACGCGAGGUCUCAGGCAAGGGGACCCGCUGUCCCCGACUCUGUUUGUGAUUGCAGCUGAGGUCUUGUCGGUGUACAUUGCGCGGGUCUAUGAUGGCACUACGGUGCCCCGGUUUACACAGCCGCCACGGACACCACAUAUUCACCACCUGGCCUUUGCGGACGAUGUUAUUAUUUUUAGUACGGCCAGGUUGGGAGCUAUUGAGGUCGUGAUUGGGGCGUUAAAGGAGUACGAGGAGAUCUCGGGACAGUUGGUGAGCUUUCAGAAAAGUGCGUUUUACAUGCACCCUCGUACUCCGGCCCACGAGAUUGAGCAGAUUUGCCGGGCAACGGGCUGUGUGCAUAAACAGUUUCCUUUUACAUACUUGGGCUGCCUGGUGUAUAUAGGCCGUAAAAAGUGUAUCUACUUUGCCUCGGUGAUUGAUAAAGUUAAGGCUAGAUGCUUGAGUUGGCAACGCCGGCUGCUCUCGAAGGGCGGGAAGGCAAUCUUGAUCUCUUCAGUCUUGCAGGCCAUACCGUUGCACAUAUUUUCGGCCUGCGCUCCGCCUAAGCAGGUCAUACGGGAUUUGGAGAGAUGUUAUGCGAGUUUUUUCUGGAAACAGUCAGGGGGCGCCCGGUACCACUGGAGUUUGUGGAAAACCCUCUCUCGUCCUAAGAAGGAAGGGGGGGUGGGGUUCAUGGAUUUAGACUUGAUGGUAAGGGCGGCCAGUGCUAAAUUGUGGUGGAAUUUCCGGACAGAUCAUACUUUAUGGUCGGACUUUAUGAGGGCGAAAUAUUGCAGUCGGGUUCACCCGGUUGCUAAGUUGGUUCAGAAUAGAGAUUCGCACACCUGGAAGAGGAUGCUGGCGGUACGUGAUGAGGUCGAGGGGGUUCUCACUUGGCGGUUAUUCCAAGGCCGGGUUAGUUUCUGGUGGGACAACUGGUCGGGUCUGGGCCCACUUGGCAGGCUUUAUCCACACCGGGGGGUUUCCUACUCCCGGGAGUUACUUCUAGACUAUGUGCGGGAUGGCCAGCUUGAUUUGACAGACCACGAUGACUUGGCAUUUGCUGGGAUUGGGGCGGACCUGUCCCGCUUGGGGCAGGGCCCGCGUGAUAUCCCACUCUGGACCGUGGCGUCCGACGGUAUGUUUUCUUAUUCCUCUGCUAAGGCCUUUCUUAGGCCUGCUUUGCCCACUGCACCGGACCCGCUCUUAGCUAAGUGUUGGCGCAAGCACCUUCCUUUUAAGGUGUCCUUCCUGGCUUGGAGGGUGUUCCGAGGGCGGCUUCCCACGGAUGACAUCUUGGCCCGUUUCGGUCAUGCGAUCGUCUCGAGGUGUCGGUGUUGUCCAGCCCCGGUCCCCGAGUCUAUUGAUCACAUCUUUUAUUCUGGGGAAACAGCAAGAGCUGCUUGGAGAUAUGUUUUGGCGUCCCUCAGCCUCUACUUGCGACACCGGAGUCUUAGGACUUUGAUUGCAGGAUGGGGUCGGGCGGGGGCGCGUAACCCUCUUUUGUCUUUUGUUGUUUGCAGGGUGCCGUAUCUGGUGUUGUGGGAGCUGUGGAAGCACCGUAAUGGGUGCAUGUACGGCCGAGACACACCCAGCGUUGCACGGGUGAUGCAUGGGGUGGCGAAGGGGGUGGCGGAAUGCCUGUUUAGGCGUUGGCCCAUGCAGCAUAUCCUGCCCUCUAACUGGAGGACUAUUGUGGCAUACUUGGAGGCACAUGUGCCGAGGCGUGUUAUUAGGACGGUCAGGUGCUGCUUCUUUGACCUCGGAGGCAUGAACUGGUCUUGGGCUCUUUUUGGUGUCGCCUUUGCAGGCAUCUUUGGAAAAGACCAGGUCUCAACGUUGAUGCAAGCGGACUGCGUGCCAUUACUGGACUUAAGCCUGCGUGCCAUUGUUAGCUGUACAUCUCUGCUUUUGCGUGCUAUUGCUAUCUUUGAGGGCAGUCGAUAG